GAUCAGGUUUGUUCAUGAUGAGAUUGGUCGAUGUUACUUGUUGCUAGAGACCUGUAGUUCUCCAGGCUUAGAGAUGAGUACAGGAGAAGGUGAACAGGAGAAUACUACAACCUUCUCCAGGACCACGUCUCUACCAGUAGAACCCACAAGCAGGUUAAAUACAGACUCUCCACCUGCCUACAGUCCUGCUCCAGGAGAAGAUAUUGUUACAGACGCAACAUUUAACAAAGAUCCUCGGAAGAGUAAUGACGGACUACUCCUGGCUCCAGGAUUGAUCAAUCCCUUUCUCGGGAUUAGAAGAAAGGAUACAAGUACAGGUAUAUUUGAAAACCUGGGAGUUAUAGAUCUACCCUUCAACCUGGAUAUCGCAAAGAAGAGCCUAACCUCAACCAUUUCAGCUCUCUACGCUAUGAUGCUGAUAGUUUCUUGCCUGGUUUUUGUCUCUACUGAAGUUAUCACAGAGAAGGUUCCGAUGGACUUUUUCGAAACUAAAGGGUUCUAUACCUACCUGUAUCUUGGGUCUAUAAUCUUCAUGUUCUACAUCUUCUUCUACGUUCUCAGAGUCAAAGUUACAGGGAAGGAGCGUGAUACGACCCAAGAUGAGGUGGACGAAUUUAUCCGAAAGAUGAAGAUUGCUACAGGGAUGGAUGUGAAGGAGGUUGUAGGUAGACCUGGAGACACAGGAGAUACAAGACGUCUAGCAGUACAGUCCGGAGCUCGGAGAUCUGGUUCAACCAUGAUACCAGGACAGAAGAGAGAGAAGGAGAUGCUGGUUAAACUAAUGACGUCAGAGAAUGAGAAAAGUCAUGGAAGUAUGAUGCUGAGGAUGGGAGCUAUUGCAUUCGGUCUGGGCACCUUAAUUUACACUGGGUUAGGUUAGUUUUUAAUAUUACAU
Molecule: messenger RNA, 895 nt
Organism: Eurytemora carolleeae
Lineage: Eukaryota; Metazoa; Arthropoda; Copepoda; Calanoida; Temoridae
Exons: 8
Coding region: 74-880 (268 amino acids)
Biological process (GO): proton transmembrane transport
Cellular component (GO): membrane
Molecular function (GO): proton channel activity
Source: RefSeq, a predicted model, not a curated record